Molecule: messenger RNA, 1222 nt
Organism: Siniperca chuatsi (mandarin fish)
Lineage: Eukaryota; Metazoa; Chordata; Actinopteri; Centrarchiformes; Sinipercidae
Product: fucolectin-like
Exons: 6
Coding region: 144-1088 (314 amino acids)
Source: RefSeq, a predicted model, not a curated record
ACAAAUUGUUUUUAAGGGGUUUUAUCUCCAGGCACAUGAGUUCAGUCUAGUCUGACCGCCUAGAGUGAAGAAGCUCUCGCUGAGGCUAAGAGUUGUCGUUGGACUCCAGGGAUAAAACAUUGCUUUUAACCAGGAAUCGAAUAAUGAACCACAGCGUAGUAUUUCUUCUGCUGCUCCUCUCGGGGACAUGCUCAGCUUACACUUAUCAAAAUGUGGCCUUGCGUGGAAAAGCGACGCAGUCACAUCGUUUGGAGCACUCAUUGGGAUCUGCCUUCAAUGCUAUUGAUGGAAACCGUGACUCUUUCUUCAAUUCUGGAUCAUGCACCCACUCUGUUGAACAAACCAACCCCUGGUGGAGAGUGGACCUGCUGGAGUCCUACAUCGUCACCUCCGUCACCAUCACCAACAGAGCAGACUGCUGUGCAGAGAGGCUCAACGGGGUGCAGAUCCACAUAGGCAACUCUUUACAAGACAAUGGUGCCGCUAACCCAGUGGUUGGUGAGAUUUCUCAAAUCCCUGCAGGGAACUCAUUCACUCUGACUUUCACCAAUCGCGUGGAGGGACGUUACGUGAUUGUGCGUCUACCUGGUUUAAAGAGGAUUCUUACACUGUGUGAAGUGGAGGUUUAUGGGUACCGUGCCCCAACUGGAGAGAACCUGGCACUCCAAGGAAAAGCCACACAGUCGUCACUGUAUUCAUUUGGUGCUGCAUAUAAUGCCAUUGAUGGGAAUCGUGCCAGCAAGUGGGAACAGGCGUCCUGCAGUCACACAAAGAACGAGAACAGUCCCUGGUGGCGACUGGAUCUGCGCAAAACCCACAAAGUGUUUUCUGUUAAGAUCACCAACAGAGACAGUAAUGAAGCACGACUCGGUGGAGCCGAGAUCCGCAUUGGAGAUUCUCUUGACAACAAUGGCAACAACAAUCCCAAGUGUGCUGAGAUCACAAGCAUCCCGCCAGGUGUUACUGCUGAAUUCCAGUGCAACAUGAUGAAUGGGAUGGAUGGACGCUAUGUUAACAUAGUCAUCCAAGGAAGAGAAGAGUUCCUGACUCUGUGUGAGGUGGAGGUGUAUGGCUCCAGACUGGAUUAGCUUUAAGAUUCACUUAAUUUGCAAGGAUUUAGCCAAUACUGUUUUAUGUACUCAAACUAAUCAGAAUAAUAGAUUGAGCUUUAAUUUGAUUGUUUGCAUGAAAAAUAAGCAAUAAAACUGUGUGCAACAUGGGG